Neohortaea acidophila is the source of this 1822-nucleotide messenger RNA. RefSeq names its product BRCT domain-containing protein. The transcript has 4 exons. Gene Ontology annotation, biological process: mitotic DNA replication checkpoint signaling; mitotic G2 DNA damage checkpoint signaling; DNA replication initiation. Bases 115 to 1725 code for a protein of 536 amino acids. The record is from RefSeq and is a predicted model, not a curated record. Lineage: Eukaryota; Fungi; Ascomycota; Dothideomycetes; Mycosphaerellales; Teratosphaeriaceae.
GUCGUGGCUAUGUCGGAAGUCGUGGUAGAUCGCGCACGGGCUCUCGUUACUGUUUCGCGUGUCUCUCUGAUGUUGGAGAUCGCGUGAAGCGUGAAGCGUGCGUGAGAAUGGACCAUGGCGCAAAAUGCCGAUGUUUUAAACGGCCAACUUCCCUUGAAGGGCGUCAUCCUAUGCUGUACAGCGCUGCCUCAAGAUGUCCGGACCGGCCUGGGAGAAGCGGCGGCUCAAAUGGGAGCAAUCCAUAAGCUCGACCUGACCGCCGACGUUACCCACCUCAUUGUCGGCGCCAUCACCACCCCCAAAUACAAGUAUGUCGCCAAGGAACGCCCCGACAUCAAAGUCCUGCCCCCAGCCUGGCUCGACGCCGUCCGCGAAGCAUGGAUGGAGGGAAGCGAUGUCGACGUCGAUGCCUUGGAGCGCACACACCGUCUUCCUCCCUUCUCCGGCCUGCAAAUCUGCCUGACCGGCUUUGAGGACAUCGAGCAGCGGAACUGGAUCUCGCAGACUGCCGCAGACCAUGGCGCGACAUAUCAUGGCGACUUGACCAAGGCUGUCACCCAUCUCAUUGCCGCUGCUCCUCAAGGCCAAAAGUAUACGCACGCCAAACGCUGGGGCCUCUCCGUGGUCUCGUUGAAGUGGUUCGAGCACAGCAUGGAACGAGGCAUGGCUGUCGACGAGGCCUUUUACGAUCCCACCAUGCCAAUCGACGAGCAAGGCGUCGGCGCCUUCAAGCGGCACAUUCGGCCGAGGACGAGCUUGGGCAAGCACGGUCGAGAUGGGGAAAGCCAGGGGACCGAUGCUGUGAGGAAGAAGCUGAGGAGGACUGCGAGUACACGUCUGGAGAGCCAAAGUCAGGAUAUGUGGAUGGACAUGUCGGCGGGGAAUGUCAAAGCGGCCCCGACAGAGCACGACCAGUGGAGUCAUCAAGGAGACAAUCUACCAGUGAACGACUCGAUUGCAAUCACCAAGCCUCGCCCAAGUGCUGGUCAACACAGCCCGGCCGGUCAAUCCGGACUUCCGAGCGACGCGAAUGCACUCUUCUCCGGCUGUCACGUCCUCACCCAUGGGCUCGAAGGGAAAAGGUUGAAGUCGGUACGGCAUGUGCUACUCCAGAACGGCGCAACGAUUGCAGAAUCGACAGCAAUGCUCGAAGAUGCCUCUUGUGCACCUUUCUUCAAACAGCGAUACCUCGUCGUUCCACAUACGACGCGCAGCUCCUCCAAUGGUUUACCAGACGUGCCGCCAGGCACGGUGAUCGUAACGGAAUGGUGGGUGGAGCGGUGCGUCCACUACAAGCAACUACUCGAUCCCAUCGACGACGCGCUCAGUCAACCACUCGGAUACGAGCAGACCCCCGAUUUCGCUGAUUUGCUCGUCUCCACUACUGGCUUCACUGGCGUCGAUUUGCGGCAGAUAGCAGAGGCUGUCAAGCUGAUGGGGGCAGUGUAUCAGGAAAAGAUCCUCCCUUCCACCACCGUCUUGGUCAGUGGAGUGGACACCGUCCGGAAAGAAAAGGCCUUUUACGCCCAUAAACACAAGAUCCCCGUGGUCUCUGCGCACUGGAUGUGGGAGUGUCUGAAGACAAAGAAACGAGCUUCAUUUGCGAAGUUUUCUUUACCACUUCCCGCGAUCAAUCCUAAAGACUUUGUGGGAGAUCCGUCAACGAGUAGUCCUCUGCCGAGUGAUGCCGCUUCAAAGGACUCGGAGCGCCGGGGCACGAGAUGACCGUCAAACGAAAAGACUCUCCAGCUCGCGAAAACAGCACGCUACACCCUCGCUGGCUUUGCAAGCCACGAGCAGCUCGGCUGCGUUGACAUCACGA